UUUUCAAAGGGUUAUGUGUUUUGUAGUGUAAUUUAUUGUUUAUUUUCGUAUAUUUUCAAUGAAUUAUUGCGAAACACGUACAUAAACUUAUGAAUAACUUGAACAAAUUACUAAAGUCAUGUAGAAUAGUAGUAUCACUUGCUAAACGACCUGUAUUUGUAGAGGUAAAUACAAGAAUAUAUUCCAAAUAUUCAGCAAUAGUUUUCACACAUAAUUUAGAUCAUUUUGUUAUCAGAAACAUGUCUCAGAAGAGUAUAAAAUCGUUUUUCACUAUCACUCCGAAGAAAACUGCUGAAAUGAAGGAGGAAACGAAGGACGAAUCUCCUUCAAGUUCUCCUAAGAAGAAUGAUAAUACAAUGAUAAAUGAAUCACCGCCUGUUACUAAUGGAAAAGAAAAGAGAACUUCAAGAAGACAAAGGCUAGAAAGUAGUGAUGAGGAGUCCCAGUCACCCAAACCUACGAAAAGGAAGUCAUCUCCUACUAGUUCUGAAAAGAAAAAGAACACGAAGCGGCAAAGAAUUGAAAGCUCAGAAAGUGAAGCAGGGUCACCGGUCAAGGUUGAGGAGAAAAUUGAAGUGAAAAUAGAAAAGACGCACCAACCUAAGACAUAUGCAUCACCAAAAAGUAAAAAAACCAAAGCGACAUCAACAAAAGAUAAAAUAUCAUCAUCAGUAGAGAAAAAGACUUUACGAGAGAAAAAUGAGAAGACAAGUCCGGCUAAAAAAUCUCCUACUAAAUUGACUGUGAAAGAAGAGAUAUCUCCUACUCAAAAGAAGAUAGUUCCUAUGAGUGCUUUUGUUAAGAAAGAGAAUGGAGUGGGUGAGAAGAAAGAUGGGGAAGUCAAGAAGGAAGGAGACAGAGUACCAGAGGAAGAAUAUAACCCAGCGAAACCAAAGUACCAUCCGAUCGACGACGCGUGUUGGUCAAAGGGCGAGGAAGUCCCAUACUUAGCUCUAGCCAAGACCCUAGAAGCCAUAGAAGCGAUUUCAGCUCGACUCAAGAUCGUGGAGAUACUGGCUAACUUCUUCCGUUCAGUACUAGCACUGACUCCUGAAGAUUUACUUCCUUGUGUGUAUAUGUGCUUGAAUCAGCUGGCACCGGCGUAUCAUAGCUUAGAGUUGGGUAUGGCAGAAACCUAUCUAAUGAAAACGAUAGGUCAAUGUACGGGGCGCACUCUAGCCCAGGUCAAGAGCGCGGCACAGAAGACGGGCGAUCUCGGGCUGGUAGCGGAGCAGGCGCGUGCUACCCAACGAACCAUGUUCACUCCGCCACCGCUCAAAGCCAGGAAAGUCUUCGCUGCUCUCAAGGAAGUCGCCCAUAUGACUGGGCAAGCUUCAGUCAACAAGAAGAUUGCUAAGAUACAGUCCCUGUACAUCGCGUGUAGGAACGUCGAAGCAAGAUACUUAAUCAGGUCGCUGGAAGGCAAGCUUCGUAUCGGCCUGGCGGAGCAAUCUGUGCUCCAAGCGCUGGCGGUGGCCACGACGCUGACGCCUCCUGGACCCAACGGCGUCGAGACGUUAGACGCUUCCAAGGGAUUGUCUGCUGAACAGCUCAAGGCAAAAAUAGACGAACAAGCUCUGAUAAUAAAGACGACAUACUGCGAAUGUCCGAACUACGAGCUGCUGGUGCCGGCGUUGCUGCAACACGGGGUGCAGCAGUUGCAGCAACACUGCCGGCUGACGCCCGGAAUACCGCUCAAGCCCAUGUUGGCACAUCCCACCAAAGGACUACACGAGGUGUUCAACAGAUUUGAGAACCAAGAGUUCACAUGCGAGUGGAAGUACGACGGAGAACGCGCUCAGAUCCACGUCCCAGCUGUACCUGACAACGACACACCAGACUUCAGCAAUGCAGCUGUAUUCAGCCGCAACCAGGAGAACAACACGAGCAAGUACCCGGACAUACUGAGGCGUCUGCCCACCCUGCUGAAGCCGGGGGUGCAUAGCUGCGUGCUCGACACAGAGGCUGUGGCAUACGAUGUCGAGAAGAAACAGAUACUGCCCUUCCAGAUCCUAUCAACCCGUAAACGCAAGGACGCGAACGAAGCGGACAUCAAAGUGCAAGUGUGUGUGUUUGUGUUCGACCUGCUGUACCUCAACGGGCGCGCGCUGGUGCGGCAGCCGCUGGCCGAGAGACGGGCUCUGUUGAAGGAGCACUUCCACGAGGUCGAAGGUGAAUGGCAGUUCGCGACGUCCAGAGACUGCACGUCGAUGGAAGAAGUACAGCAGUUCUUGGACGAGUCCAUCAAGGGCUCCUGUGAGGGGCUCAUGGUGAAGAUGCUGCAAGGGGAGAACUCCAGAUAUGACAUCGCACGCCGCUCGCAUAACUGGCUUAAGCUAAAGAAAGACUACCUGGAGGGCGUGGGCGACAGUAUAGACGCGGUGGUGAUCGGGGCGUACCUCGGCCGCGGCAAGCGGACUGGGGUCUACGGCGGGUUCCUGCUAGCGUGCUGCGACGGUAGCGGCGAAGAAUACCAAGCGCUUUGCAAGAUCGGCACGGGGUUCACAGAUGAGGGGCUGAAGGCCAGGGCUGAAGAGUUGGAACCGCACAUCGUAUCUGGGCCCAAGUCUUAUUAUAGGUUCGACGCGUCGCACACGCCGGACGUGUGGUUCGAGCCGGCGCGCGUGUGGGAGGUGCGCUGCGCAGACCUGUCGCUGUCGCCCGCGCACCGCGCCGCCAUCGGGCUGGUGGACCCCGACAAGGGCAUCUCCUUAAGGUUCCCCAGAUUCAUACGUGUUCGUGACGACAAGACGCCGGAGGAGGCGACGACUGCGCAGCAGAUAGCGUCCAUGUACCUCGCGCAGGACCAGGUCAAGAACACUGGUACUAAAAUUACCAACCUUGACGACUUUUAUUGAACCGUCUCUACAGCAGCAGGGUCUGCACGGUAACCGCGGCGCGACCAAUAGCCGUACGACGUCUAUCUACGUAGAUAGCAUUCGCGGCGUCUAUUGGUGGAAGCGUAUUGGUCGAUAUAAUUCGCACCGUGCAGACUGUACUGGUCUAAACAGGCCACUUUUUAAACCACAUUGAGCGUUUCUUCUUAAGUUAAAUUUUACCGUUUUACUGACCCUGAUGCCUACAGACACCUCAUAAUUUUAUUUUAAGUUAUACCUGUCAUUUUCUCAUCCGCCGAAAAGGAAAGACGGAUGAUUGACAGCUGUUAAUUUUAAAGUGAAUAAGUGAAUGAUUGAAUAAUCCGGGUGAAUCAAAUAGGCAUCUCGCUGAAUAUGCUACCUGAUCGACGUGUGCUUGAGACAUAAUUCUGUCGGGUUUAUUGACCAAUGUAAAAUUUAGAGACUAUUGUUUAAAGUUCUGCCUAAAAUUGAUGUGGGUUCCAUAAAUUGUAUGCCUGUCGAUUACCCGUGCCUUUUUAGGUGAAUAAGAAAAUGACAGGUAUAACAAAAUAUAUAUUUUUUUACUUUUGAUGGGUUUGCUCUUGGCCCCAGACUUGCCCGAAGGCAUUGACGAGGCCCAAAAUGGAGCGAGCUCGCCCAGAAGGUGUCUGUUCACUCUGGCUUUUUAAUUAGAUGGUGUUUACUGGAAUCGGCCCCAUUGAAUAAAUAUUAUACAGGGUGUUAGUGACAUCGUAACGAAAACUUUGAGGGAUGAUUCAGGCCAUGAUUCUGAGUUGAUAUCAAGUGGAAUUUUCCGUCGCAAAAGUAUGGAACGGAAAAUAAUUUAAAUAAGCUCUAAAAUUUUCAUGACUUCUCCGACAGGAAAUUCCACUUGAUAUCGACUCAGAAUCAUGGUCUAAAUCAUCCCCUUCAGUAUUCGUUACAGUGUCACUAACACCCAUAUCUACUUGUAUGGCUACUGUAUGUACUUGUAUGGGGUGUAAGUGACAUCGUAACGAAUACUGAGAGGGAUGAUUCAGCUGAUUAUUCUGAGUUAAUAUCAAGUGGAAUUUUCCAUCGCAAAACUAUAGAAUUGAAAUUAAUUAAAAAAAAACUAAAAAAAUAACAUGAAUUUUGCGACGGAAAAUUCCACUUGAUAUUAACUCAGAAUCAUGGUCUGAAUCAUCCCUCUGAGUAUUCGUUACGAUGUCACUAACACCCUGUAUAAAAUAUCCUUUUUGAGUCUGAAUUGCAUUUCGCUUGUAAAGUUUAAUACUAUUUUAUGAAAUAGCUGAUUUCUAGACUACCUUACUCUAUUAAUCUAUGGCGACCUUACAAAUAACAACUUCCCUAUUCAUUCUGAUUCAAUGCUUAUACUAGGAAUAGUUACGUCAAGAAUUAGGAAAGAGUCUUUUUCCACAAAUAAACAAGACAAAAUUUAAAAAAAUGCCUAGCUUAGGUUUAUUUGUAAGGCAUUCAGGGUUUAUGAGCAAUCAGUGGCAGCCCUGGUAAAAUAUUUAGGUGGCGCGAGACCUCAAAUUUGCACCCCUCAGCCCCUUAAAAUAAAAAAUGUUUACGGGCACCCGGUAUGGGCAAUCUAACCCGAUGAUGUUAGUUUGCGGCCAGGGUGAACCAGUCUUGGUUGAUUUUGCAGUGUCACACCUCGCUCCGCCCUAUGGCCGCCACUGUAUAUGUCGAAAACGUCUUUUAAAACCAUUCACAAUUCAUGCAUUUUAUACGACCUGUCUUAGUUUGAAUUAUGUACGCAAUAAAAUCACAUGUCAAUAAUGUAUAAGUGUAAAUAAAACGAAUAUGUUCUUUGAUAAA
Pectinophora gossypiella (pink bollworm) is the source of this 4664-nucleotide messenger RNA. It is a transcript of the gene DNAlig1, whose product is annotated as DNA ligase 1. Gene Ontology annotation, biological process: Okazaki fragment processing involved in mitotic DNA replication; DNA biosynthetic process; lagging strand elongation. Gene Ontology annotation, cellular component: mitochondrion; nucleus. The coding region runs from base 90 to 2858 and encodes 922 amino acids. The record is from RefSeq and is a predicted model, not a curated record. The transcript is spliced from 17 exons. NCBI's taxonomy places the organism in Eukaryota, Metazoa, Arthropoda, Insecta, Lepidoptera, Gelechiidae. Gene Ontology annotation, molecular function: DNA ligase (ATP) activity; ATP binding; DNA binding.